AUGUCAUGGCUCUCCCGCCCGUCAUCAACGUACGAGGCGUACCUCGUCCGUGGCAGCCUCUGGCACAGCGGGAACUGCACCCUCUGCACUCGGGCGUCGAGCUCACCACCGCCGCACCAUCCGUCGGGCAAAGGCAAUGAUCUGCAGUGCCCCCUUCAUUGGCUCCCAUGCUCACGAUGCCCACGGGCAUACCAUCCAGGAUGCCUCGCCACACACGUCCUCCCGCUUCUCAACUCGCUCCUGCCCAACUCGUCUAUGGCGGCAGAUACCUGGUCGUGCCCGGCGUGUACCCUCCGCUCUGUCCUUGCCGAUACCACAGAGCCGAGAAAUGCUCCGGCGGCUCUGCCUCGAGUCACCGCGGCGCUGCUCGCCGAGGGCCAUGCCACCUCGAUGGAUGUGGCAAAGCGCCUGAGUGACCGCUUCCCCAUCUACUCGGGCAAGCGGGGAAACAAGGCCGCCUACCCCUCACUCGCCGCUCUCACCGCCUCGGUCGCCGACGUGCUGGCAUACACAAAGGUCGCCGGGCGGGAUCUGUUCCGCAAGGUCGACGGAUUCUCCUCACCCACCAUGUUCCGCCUCGCCACGCCCGAGGAGAUCUUUCCGCUCCCGCCGCCGCCGACGAUGACGUCGUCGGCGGCGGCCGGCUCUAGUGGCACUGCUGUUGCUGCUGCUGCCGGUGCGUAUGGCGCUGGUGGGGGCACAUACUCGGGCACGCCCGCGGCGGCGCAGCGAGUGCCUGACUCGCCGACAGUCCCGUCGCCGGCUGGCGGCGUGGUCAAGUCCGGGCCGACGGCGGCGGCAGCGGCGCGGCGAAGCGCCGAGCCGCUCUCUAUCGCCGGCCUCGGUCCGCCGGGCGUGGUUGUUGAUGCCGAGACGCUCGGCAAGGCAGUGACCAACGGUGAGGAGAAGGGCGCCAAGGCGCUGAUGGAGAUGGCGCCGCGGCUGGUCGGCAGCAAGCUGGCGGCGGCGGUGGCGCGAGUCCUCAACCCGGACCCCAUCAAGCGCAAACGCGGGCGCCCGUCCAAGGCCGCCAAGGCUGCUGAGGCUAAGGCGCGGUGGACGGCGGCGACGGCCAUCUGCGCCGUCCUCCGGCAGCACGGCGUGGCCAUCCGCGGCUCGCUCCUUGACGCCAUCGCACACAUCACGCUCACCCUCCCUCUCGGAGAGUACCCGAGCCCGCUGGCGCCGGCGGCACGCGCCGCCGAUGCGCAGGCUACAGCAGCGAGGCUCUACUUUGACGUCUCUGGUCCGGUUAUCCGCGGCCCUGCAGGGGCGCUGGUCCACACCGGGCGCCCACCGCCGCCGCCAGCUGCCACAGCGCGGCCGGCGGCGAGCACCUCCUCUGCGCCGCCGUCUUCUACGGCAGCGCCAGCGCUGCCUGUCGCCUCGCGUGAGCUCCUCUUUGACCUCCGCAAAGGCGCGUUCACCCUCGAGUCGGCCGAGACCGUCGGCAGCGGCGUCCGCGAGGUGAGCCGGAAGCAGGCGCCGACCGACCCGCCGACCGGCAUCACCAUUGUCCGUCCGCCGUACCUUCUUCCCUCACGUUACCCUGUUGUUCUUGCCGCGCACUCGGAGUGGUCGCGGAAGCGCAAGCGCGACGGCGUCGAUGCCCGCAUCCGCGACCUGCUCGGCCCCGAGGAGCCCGACGGCGAGAGCGCGAAUGCGGGUGGAAACACCGGCGGCGGGAAGGGCGGCGGGAAGGGCGGCGGGAAGGGCGGGAAGUUCAAGAAGCGCAAGACGACGGUCCGGGCCUCGCAUCCGCCGACCAAGCCCGACUCGCGGGCGUCGAUCCUGCGGCGGGGACAGUAA
Molecule: messenger RNA, 1809 nt
Organism: Thecamonas trahens ATCC 50062
Lineage: Eukaryota; Apusomonadida; Apusomonadidae
Exons: 1
Coding region: 1-1809 (602 amino acids)
Source: RefSeq, a predicted model, not a curated record